GCGCCGGAGUGUAAACAAAAAUAGAAUCAACCAUGAGGCUAAAGGCAGAGACCAUUCGCAAGCGGUCUAAAGUUCCCCUUCAUGUGGCUAAGUUUUUGGAUCUCUCAGGCCUAGAACUCGUCAAGCUAGAUCAUCUGGAGCAGUGUGAGAACCUUCACUGGCUUAAAGCGCGGAACAACAAGUUAGAAUCAGAUGAAGGCUUGGAAAAUCUCAAGCAACUUUGGUCUUUGGACCUCAGUAACAAUCAGAUUUGCAUAUUGAACUCUCUGUCACGCUAUCUGGCACUUGGAACAGUCAUCCUGUCUAACAAUAACCUCAAAUGGAUUGAUCUAGAAAAAAUCAGACAUGCACACUUUCUUAGUAUUAGUCUCCAUGGCAACCCCUGUCUGGAUUCAGAUCCCUACUAUCGCAUUCAUGCUAUUGAUUGUCUACCACUAAUAUGGGAACUGGAUGGCCGUUUAGUUACUGUGACUGAACGGCUUCAUGUUAAACAGUUCUUUAUUGAUUCAGAAUUAACAGAACAUCCUGUGCGCCACAAAAUGGGAAGAACUUUCCGCACCACAGCAGUAAAAAACAUUGGAAUUUUAGGUGUUGUGAGUAAACAGUGUAAAUACAUCUAUUCUAAGUUUCCUUUGUCAGAAACACAUACAAAACAUACUGAUGAGCGCAGGCUGCGUUACCUGACCCGAAUGGUCCAGGAAGAUAUUCUACGCUGGGUGUCGCAUGGGGAAAACAAGUCUGUGGAUUCAAGAUCAUCCCUACAGUCAAUGUUCCCGAACCAUUUCCUGGAAAAACUUAUGGAAGCCAGAAAAGCUGAUGUAGAAAGGUGUAACAUGCUGCUGCUCCUGUUGGUGAUCUCUUUGGAUUUCCAGCUUCCGACUUCACUGCUCAAAUCUGUUUUGUCUGCAGUUGACUUGGACCCUUUUGGAUCUGUCAGCAUUUUACCAUAUUUUCUACUGCCCCCAAGUCACCGGACCCGCGUCAUCUGCAUCUUGUUGAAUGCCGCAAAAGUUGAUCGUGAUAACAAUGCUCACCUGAUUGGUGGACUCUACCCACAACUGUUUAUGUGUAUCUACUUUGCUGUUUCCCAGUUGACCAAAAUAAGCCAGACUUCAGAGGCCAACAUGCAUAAAAUCAAAUCUAUUUCUUUACAUGCUGAUUGUAAGGCUCUUAUGGCUGGGGAAAUUGUAUCCCUGAUGUUGCAAGUUCCGAGGUUCCUUACUUACCUUCAAACAGACGAAGGUGUGUAUAACCUUGUGGUCUGUGCUGCUGGCAGUGAGGAUCUGGUUGAUGAAUGGCAGGAGGAGCUGAUCAAGGCAGAAAAUAUUUUUAACAAAGUGCCCAUGCGUAAAGUCCACUCCACGGUAACUGAGAACAUUCUCGCGGCUGUCCACACCAGACUGGACAAGAUUGAUGUCAAAAUGUCUGACAUUCCUGUUGGUGACAGAUACCUGGCAUUGUCAGACUCGCUUCCCUUGAAACCAACCCACUCGGUGAUCUGGGCCUCCCAGUUCCUCACUAAAGGCCAGCCCAUCCCAAAGCUGGAGCCUCCCAUUCUCAACCCGGCCAGAGAGGCAGCUAAAGAGAAACCCCAGCAACCAAAACUUGGGGAUAAAGUCUUGUUAAGCCCACAGGUGGUUGGUGAAAUCAGCAUGCUGUUGGCUGGGGAGAUAGCUCUGGUCAAAAUAGAUGGGGUCCCAGUGUCCACUGGCGGUAUUGUCAACAAGUUUAAAAACAGUGAAGCCCACUACAGCUAUGUUGACAUGAGGGCUAUGUGCUUCUCAAGGGACAUUGGCAUGUGGAAACCAAUCAAAACAGAUGGCAAUAAAUUUACCCUCCACUCUGCUGUGAGUAAAGGGAAGAAUGGAGCCAAUGAAAACUUACUCAUGCUUCUCCCAACUGAGGCCAAACUUUCUCAUACGGGAGGGAGUUUCCUGACCAAGAGGGCCAUGUCUGCUGGGCCGCUCAACAAAAGAGCCUUGUCAUCUGAGUCACUCAACAAGAACAAACACAAUGUGAACAGAAGUAUGAGCCAAACGUAUGAAGACGUACAUCCAGGAGCCCCGCUGUUUGAGACUGACCACUCUGUUUUCAUCACCGACCUGUCCCGAUAUAAAUUUGACCAUUACGCUCAUGAUGGCGCUGUCGUUGUUCCCAACCCCAGUCAGUACCUGGGCCUGGAAGGCAAAGCUAGCCAGAGAUCUUUAUCAGCGGUGCCAUUUCCUGACUCUGUGGAUCAGACAGGCAGGAGCGAUGGUUCAGCUAGACAAGAGAACCUGGACCAACAUGGAUCUGACCUGCACGUCCCCAACUUAAUGAGUGAGGUCACACCCGGGGCAAAGUCUGUGAUCCAACUCCCACACCAUACAGUACCCCAGGCCACGGAAGGUCUAGAGCAGCUGACCCCAACAUCUGAGCCGGGAAUGGAACAAUUGACCCCUGUAUCUGAGCAGGGAAUGGAACAAUUGACCCCUGUAUCUGAGCAGGGAAUGGAACAAUUGACCCCUGUAUCUGAGCAACAAAUGGACAUCUCGAGCCCAUCUCAACAGAUAAUAGACAAGCCUGACCCAGUGUCUCAACACAAAACAGAUCAGUUGACCCGUAAAUCUGAACAAAACAUGGACACAGUGAACUCACUAUCUGAAGAAAAAGUGGAUAAGAUGACCCUAACAUCCGAACAGGCUGCGAAAAAUGUUUCGGGGGUCACACCAAAGAAAGGAAGAUUCACAAACGGGUUCCUAACCUCAGACGCCGCUGAGAAAAAAAGCAUCACGUUUCAAGACAUCAAACUGAAGGAGGCGGGUCUUGUGGAACCUUCUAGUGUUAUCAGGACUAGGACAGCUCUAAAAAGUGCCUCAGAAAGACAACUCUUCCAUGAGCAGCAGUUUGAGAAGUUCAGACGCCAGAGGCCAUACACUGCCAUUGGUCAUCAGAGAGCCAUUGGGUGUGGUCAACAAACAGCAGGGAAUCAAACUCUUGGCAGUGCAAUGAAGGCUCCACCUCCACAGCGUCCAUCGUCACCUACAGCAUCAGAGGAACCAAAGCGGAGACCUGUGAAAAUAGCCCACGCAGGGCAGUGGUUGGGGGGUGGGCGCGACCUGUUCUGGGAGGAAGUCAGGAAAAGGCCAAAAUCUGGACACGUACCUGGAUGGAAGGAAGGUCUGCCUAAGAGCAUGACCAAGCCCAGGCCUAAGUCGGCACUAGUCGCUUAUGUCCGGCCGGAUCAGCAUGGCCCAAGUUAUCCACUGGAUGGAUCCAUGUACUCCGAAGAUUUCCAGACAUUAGAAGACCAGUACAAGCUGGCGUAUUGGUCCGUUCAGCCACUUCACACAUGUAGCCAGGUUUUUAGCUCCAGACCUGAUGCAGACACGGACAGAAUGUCUGGUCUAAGUGUUCAUGGGUUCCCAUUGCUUACAGCAGAUGAGGACACGAAUGGUGUAGGUGAAUUUUAUACUGCUGACAAGCUGAAAGGAAGUAAACUUUUUUCUAAAAGAUCAGCUUCCCCAAGGGGGAUAAGUUCAAAAGAAUUAACAAUCAGGCACACGAAUGAGAGAAGGGUAGGAUAUACCAGUGACUACGACAGGAACUUUCAAACCGCAGGAAAUGACAGCCAACCAGGACAGGCUGUUGUGCCGUACUCUGUUGCACCUGAUCCAGCUGAUGCACAAAUUGUUGCAGACAGAUCUACGCCAGAUAAAGAUCAUGGACCAUACAAUAAUGUACCACAAAAUUUUGUACCAGAAGCACCUGGAAAUAAAGUUGAGUCCGUCCAGAUGAGGCAGGAAGGGAAUGAAAUAAUCCAUGUCAGUAUUGAGUCGAGGAGUUUAACAAAAUUUGUUUAACAAAACUAAUCUUGUCAGUGUAUACCUAAAAGAUAAACUUUCAGUUUCUCAGUUAGUAAAUUAGACAUGUUACCUCUUUAAAAUACUAAAUAACAACUUGGCUGUUACACAUUGUUUAAAAAAAAUUGCCAUUCCACAUCUAAAAAAAAAUCUUGACAUUUCCUGGUUACAUUUGAAAACUUUCCUGCACAUGGAAAAAAAUCUGGACUCAAGUUGAUAGUUUGUCAUAGAAUAGGACCCAUCAAAUAGGGUAGUGUGUAUACAAAAUCUGGCAUAUAGACUGUUUUUUUUACAGACUGCAUGAUAUAGUAGGGGCUAGGCAUUCUAGAAGCUAGGCAUUCUAUGAGCUAGGUUUAUUUUUUAUUGUAGGAGCUACCCCUAUUUAUACUUUUAAUUAAAAAUUUUUUUUCAUUCAAAUAAAUUCUUGUUGUAAAGAAUGAUUAGGUCUACAGUCUACAAUACAGUGUUAGCAUGUUAUUGCAACCUUUCAUAACUUGCUAGGCUCUAUGUUUAAGUGAAAUUUAGUUAUAUUUCAACAACAGUUGUUAUAUUUUUGAAUAAAAAUAUUGAUCUCAUUAUGUUUUGAAUAUAUUCUAGCAACUAAAAUAAACAUUGGCAAUGUAAUAAAAACUUAAAACUUUGGUAACUUAACAUUCUAAAAAAACAUUACUGAAAAUAAUCAGUUCACAUAGGUAUAGGAUAAUGUAGACACGUAAGAUAUUGUAGCAUACUUUGUUAUAUGCUGUAGAAGAUUAUUUUAUGUUGUAGUUGUGUUAUUUAAAGGAGUUUUGGUGUUGGGAAUCUGGUCACUUGGAUGUGCCAAAAUUUUAUAUAUUUUUUCAUUUCACUCGAAUGGGCUACAAUUUUAGUAUUAUAUACGUCUCUUGAAUAUGCUACAAUUUUAUUAUUAUUUGGGUUAAUUGAAUGUGGUGCUAUUAUAAAUGAUUUUGGUAUCUUGAAUCAUGAAUGUGCUUCAAUUUUAACAUGACUUUGGUAUCUUGCUACAAAUUCAAUAUGAUUUUGAUAUGUUCAAAAUGCUACAAUUGUAUUAUUAUUUUGGUUACUUCAUUAUGCUACAAUUUUAAUAUGACUCGGUGCUCUCAAUGGUAAUCUGUAAACGAUAUCAUGCAUAUGGAUUGGGGAGGGGGGGGCGGAGCUUAAGCUUGGCUAAAACUGCAGAUAAUCGAACAUGGAUGACCCCUAAUUUAAACUAUUAAAUAUGAUGUGUUACCUAUAGGCAUUCUACUGGCCUCUGUGAUAUAUUUCCUUCAAAACGUCUCAGACAUGUUGAACAAUACAUUGUUACCUAUAAGUAUUGUACCAGCUUUUGUAAUAUUUAUCUUUCGAAAAGUCUCAGAUAUGUUGACCGAUGCAUUGUUUUGAUGCAAAGGAAGAUUUUUAUAUAGCUUUUACACCUAUUGUAAAGAAUAUAUUUUUAUAAAUAUUUU
Messenger RNA from Physella acuta, 5290 nucleotides. RefSeq lists its product as uncharacterized. The record is from RefSeq and is a predicted model, not a curated record. Gene Ontology annotation, molecular function: protein binding. NCBI's taxonomy places the organism in Eukaryota, Metazoa, Mollusca, Gastropoda, Physidae.